CUACACCGCUGCACCUGUUGGUGAUGAGUGUGGCUCACACACACCCGCAGGUCUGGCCAGGUAACUCCACCAAACUUGUUCCGGACAAUAUAUGUUUUUUUUAUAUAUAUCUCCACAAACUCUGACCAGUCUCGCGAUCUUCGCUUUCCAAUGUUUACCUUUUGUUUACCUCUGUAUGGGUUCGGACCCCGUCUCUGUAGGCGCUGGCCCCUCCCCCUCGCAUCCUGGUGCUGACCACUGGCUCUCUCCUUCAGACUGUGGCCGGGGCACUCCAGCGCCCACAACAACCUGGGCACACUUCUUAACGACACCUCGGAGGCCGAGAACCACUUCCGGAUGGCCCUGAAGGCCCACCCACACCACGCCCACGCCUACUACAACUUGGCCAACCUCAGACAGCAGCAGGGUCGCAUGGUGGAGGCGGUGACGCUGCUGGAGGAGAGUCUACGCCACGAUGCAACCAACAGUGAUGCCGUGUCGGCCCUGGCUGGGCUCUACAGCGAGGCCGGACGCUCCACGGAGGCCGAGAGCCUCCACCUGGCACUGUUAGCUGCCCGGCCCUCAGACCCGGUGGUCCACAACAACUACGCCGCCUUCCUCCAGAAGAUCGGUCGUCGGGAAGCGACACUGCGGCACUACGAGGCGGCCCUGAGGCUGGACCCGGAGCACACCGUGGCGCUGGUCAACACCGCCACACUCAUGCUCACUCUACACAACAACAAUCAGGCCGAGAUGCUUUACAAGAGGGCGCUAGCGGUGGCCUGGGAGGCGGAGAUCGAGGAGAGUCUAGGAAAACUGUAUCUCAACACUGGUCGCCUGGAGGAGGCGGAAUCUACCUUCACCAGCGUCCUCACCCGCCAUCCCCACAUGCUCUCCUCCACCGUGUACCUG
Procambarus clarkii (red swamp crayfish) is the source of this 891-nucleotide messenger RNA. The record is from RefSeq and is a predicted model, not a curated record. NCBI's taxonomy places the organism in Eukaryota, Metazoa, Arthropoda, Malacostraca, Decapoda, Cambaridae.